Molecule: messenger RNA, 1578 nt
Organism: Rhododendron vialii
Lineage: Eukaryota; Viridiplantae; Streptophyta; Magnoliopsida; Ericales; Ericaceae
Product: STOREKEEPER protein-like
Exons: 1
Coding region: 88-1365 (425 amino acids)
Biological process (GO): regulation of DNA-templated transcription
Cellular component (GO): nucleus
Source: RefSeq, a predicted model, not a curated record
GAGGUGAUUAGGAAAAGAAAAGCGAUAAAACUGUUUCUCUUCCCCCACUCCAAACCCUAUCUCUCUCUCUCUCUCCCUCUCUAAACCAUGGGUCGAAAAAAGGUUGCCCAGAAUCGAGCUCCACUGGAAGAAGAUGAUGAACAACUCACCCACCACGAACAAGAACAAGAACAAGAAAGCCAUAACCAAGAACCAGCCAAACAAACACCAGCAUGUGAAUCUUCCGAAGACGAAGAACAAGAUGAAGAAGAACUAGAAGUUGAAGAAGAACAAAAGGUAGAGAAAAAUAAAUUCUCUGUUCAAAAACCCAUCAAUCUAACAAAGCCCCAACACUCCCAGUCCUCAGACUCCGACCCAGGCUCCGAUUCGGAGACCCAUUUGGGCUCUCCCACCGCCUCCGGUUUCACCAUCGAGCCCGUUUCGCCCCAACCCAAGAAACCCACCUCUGGUAAACGCCUCGUGCCAGAGUUCGAAAGGAAGGCCGACGAGUCAUCGCGGAAGAAAAAGAAGGCCAAGGUUUUCGAGGAGGCGGCGGAGAAGAAGAAGUCCGUUGUCGGUGCGAUUAACCGGCUGUGGAGCGAAGAGGAUGAGUUUGUGAUACUCGAGGGAUUGAUGAACUUCAAGUCCUCGGAUAUGGGUGGUCUUUAUGAGGUAAUCAAGAAAUCUCUUAGUGUUGAUGCUUCCAAGAGUCAGUUUGUGGAUAAGAUUCAUAAGCUGAAGAGAAAGUACAGUAACAAUGUUGAGAGAGGGGAUAAAGCUGUUUUGUCGAGCCCCCAUGAACACAAGUGUUUUGAACUUUCAAAGAAGAUAUGGGGUGGUGGAAAGGAGAAUAAUAAUGGAGGUGAUGGGAAUGGGAAGAAUGUGGGUAAAAAAGCUAGAAAGACUGGUAAGCGCGAUGAUGCUGUUGCUUUGCCUGAAGAAAAUGAUGGGAAAGAGAGUGCAGUGGGGGAGGAGAAUAAAAAUGGAGUUGAUGGGAAUGGGAAGAGUAAUGGGACUAAAAGAGCAAGAAAAAAGACUGUUAAGCUCGACGAUGUUGCUUUGCCUAGAGAAGAAAGUGGGGAAGGGGUGGUUGCAUUGGGAGAGGGAUCGAAAGGAGGAGAAAUGAAGGAUAUGAAAGCUGAUAAAGUGGGGGACUUUUGGGCAACACACCCUUGCUUAAAACAGUCGUUGGCGAUGGAGAAGGAGCCUCUGAAGGGUUUCAUGAUGGAGAAUAUGAGUAUGAUUGGGGACGUGAAGGCAAAGGAGCUGGAGAAGAAGUGGAAGGAUUUUUAUGUGGAUGAAGUUGGUUUAUAUCUGAAGCGGGUGCAAUUGAUGAAGGAGCAGACAAAGCUGGUGUUGGAUACAAUGAAGGCUUCUAAGGAUUAGGUUUAUGUAGGGUGUAAUCACUGGUGAAGUUUUAUGCUUUUGAUGAAAAUGGUCAAGGGGCUUUUUUUUUUGUUAAACCCACAGGGUUUUGGUUGAAGUUACUACCUAUGCGGUUCUGGAUAACAACUACUUAUGAAAUAGCCUUUAUAUGGUGUUGGAUGAACUUGUUCAUAUGGUUUAUCUUAAUAUUACUAGUAGUUAUGUUACAGCUCA